Molecule: messenger RNA, 5593 nt
Organism: Cygnus atratus (black swan)
Lineage: Eukaryota; Metazoa; Chordata; Aves; Anseriformes; Anatidae
Gene: PLEKHH2
Product: pleckstrin homology, MyTH4 and FERM domain containing H2
Exons: 30
Coding region: 9-4589 (1526 amino acids)
Biological process (GO): negative regulation of actin filament depolymerization
Cellular component (GO): cytoskeleton; cytoplasm
Molecular function (GO): actin binding
Source: RefSeq, a predicted model, not a curated record
CCGCGGGGAUGGUGGGGCGGGCAGCCGGCGGCGCCCACAGCCCGGACGGCGCCCGGCGCGGCGAGGCGAGGCCGGCCAGCAUAAAUAUGGCUGAUCUGUCAGAGCCAGAAGGUACUGUAAACUGGAAGGAAAGAUGUUUAACUCUGGAGUCACAGUUAAUGAAAUUUCGUCUCCAAGCAAGCAAGAUCAGAGAAUUAUUAGCAGAAAAGAUGCAGCAGCUUGAGAGACAAGUUAUAGAUGCUGACCGUCAAGCAGAGAGGGCUUUUCAGCAGGUGCAAGUUAUGGAAGAAAAAUUAAAAGCAGCUAACGUUCAAACGAGCGAAUCAGAAAACAGGUUGUAUAAGAGAUGUCAAGAUCUGGAGAUCCUGAUUCAAGAUAAAAAUGACAUAAUACAAAAAUUGGAGCAACAACUUGAAGAACAGAAGCAAAUACGACUUCAAGAAGCAAAACUGAUAGAAGAAAAAGCAGCUAAAAUAAAAGAAUGGGUGACCGUCAAGCUCCAUGAGUUAGAGGUGGAAAAUCAGAACCUUCGCUUGAUUAACCAAAAGCAAACCAAAGAGAUGAAAACAGUACAAUCCAAACUGCAAGAAGCUACAGGCAAGAAAUCUGUUACUUCAACACAAAAACCUGGAGAAUGUCAGCGACUAAGCAGUUUGACUUUUGGAUGCUUUUCAAACAGAGCAAGAAGUCCUCAACCAUCUCCUAAAUUUGAAGAAAUAAGCAAAUCUUCAUCAAAAGAGUCAGACUACACUGAAGGCAGAAACACACUAGAGAAGGAUAUCCUGGAAACUACCUUUGCUGGUCCUGCACAUGAAAGCAAUAAAGGUCAGAAGUCAUUGCAGCAAAGUUCCUCAGGAUCAGAGCAGAAGAAAAAUGUGAGAACAAGUUGUUCAUCCAAAGAUAUAGACAGUGACAUGUCAAAGAACUCCUGCACUACAGGGAGUGACUGGAGCUCAGAUGAGGAUGGAGGAGAUAAUAAAGGACUGAAAUCCAGGUGUGCAUCCACUCUCUCAAGCCACACAUCCGAAGAGAACGCUAGGUACAGUAGAAUGGGAAGUGAAAUGUAUUUGACAGCUUCUGAUGACAGUAGUUCUCUAUUUGAAGAAGAGAGUUUGGGUGUUCAGAAGACGCAGCACAAAAAGUUGUACUCCUGGCAGCAAGGGUCCCAAAGAAAAGGCCAGAACAAUCCAGGUGGAAAGUGCAACUCAGACUUCACAAGUAAGAAGAAAGACCAAGAUAGUUCUUCAGAUGAACUGAACAAGAAAUUUCAGUCUCAGAGGCUAGAUUAUUCAUCCUCAUCCAGUGAGGCAAAUACCCCAAGUCCCAUUUUAACCCCUGCUCUAACCCCUAAACACCCAAUCCUAGCAACUUCUGCAGGCUCUCAGUACCCGACACCAUCAGACUCUCCCUCAAAUUUGCCACCUCCAAAGUUACGGACUCCUAAUGUGUUUAGUAUAAAUUCAGCUUUGGCAAAAAAACAUUUAAGCCAGCCCCAGCUGAGCUCUGAUAGAAUGUUUGGUAAAAAUAGAAAUGCUAUAAGCAUGAUACGUCCGUGGAGACCUCAGGAAACAGACAUUGAUCUGGUGGAUGGAGAAGAUACAGGUAUUUUAGAGAAAAUGGAGAUGGGCUGUGAUGAAGGAGUGUUUACCUAUGACUGCACUGAAGCACAAAAUGCUGAAGCCCAGGAACCCUGUGAUACGACAAAAAGAGCUGCUAGCAACAAACCUCCAACCCCACCAUUACAUCGAUUUCCUUCCUGGGAAAGCAGAAUUUAUGCUGUAGCCAAAUCUGGCUUAAGGAUGUCUGAAGCUUUCACCAUGGAAUCUCUUAACAAAAGUGCUGUUUCAUUAACUUCAUACUCCAUAUCUGGAUUAUACACAUCUCUGAUAUAUAAGAACAUGACCACUCCUGUCUACACCACUUUGAAAGGGAAAGCAACUCAAAUAAGCAACAGCCCAUUUAUAGAUGAGUCGUCAGGAUCUGAGGAAGAAGACAGCUCUCGGUCCAGCUCAAGGACUUCUGAGUCCGAUUCUCGAAGCAGAAGUGGACCGAGUAGUCCUCGGGCUAUGAAACGAGGUGUGUCUCUGUCUUCUAUGACCUCAGAAAGUGACUAUGCUAUUCCUCCUGAUGCAUAUUCAGUAGAUACAGACUAUUCAGAGCCGGAGCAGAAACUUCCUAAAACCUCUUCCUCAUCUACUGAUAAUGGAAAAAAUGAACCUUUGGAAAAAUCUGGAUAUCUGUUAAAAAUGGGUGGUAAAGUGAAGACCUGGAAACGACGAUGGUUUGUGCUUAAAGGAGGCGAAUUACUAUACUACAAAUCUCCAAGUGAUGUAAUUCGAAAACCUCAAGGUCAAAUUGAGUUAAAUGCAUCUAGCCACAUUGAAAGGGGUGAUGGAAAACAAACAAUUCAGCUGACCACAGAAAAACGGACAUACUACCUGACUGCAGAUUCUCCAAACAUCUUAGAAGAAUGGAUCAAAGUACUACAGAAUGUUCUUAAAAUACAGGCUGCUAGUCCGCUUUUUAUACAGCCUGAAAUCAAGCCAACCAUGAAAGGGUUACUUACAAAGGUGAAACAUGGAUACUCCAAAAGAGUAUGGUGUACCCUAGUUGGAAAAAUUCUGUAUUACUUCCGUAACCAAGAAGAUAAGUUUCCUCUUGGUCAAAUCAAGCUUUUUGAGGCCAAGGUUGAAGAAGUUGAUAGAUCCUGUGACUCUGAUGAAGAUUAUGAAGCUAGUGGUCGCAGUUUAUUAUCAACACAUUACACUGUUGUUAUCCACCCCAAAGAUCAAGGACCAACUUACCUUCUUAUAGGAUCCAAGCAUGAGAAGGACACAUGGCUUUAUCAUCUGACGGUUGCUGCUGGAAGUACCAACGUAAAUGUUGGGUCUGAGUUUGAACAACUUAUUUGCAAAUUACUAAAUAUGGAAGGUGAUACCACUUCUCAGAUUUGGAGACAUCCUACCCUUUGCCACAGCAAAGAAGGAAUCGCUUCUCCUCUUACAACAUUGCCAUCAGAAGCUUUGCAAACUGAAGCAAUUAAAUUAUUUAAGACCUGCCAGUUGUUUAUAAAUGCUGCAGUUGACUCUCCUGCCAUUGACUACCAUGUAUCUUUGGCCCAGAGCGCUUUGCAGAUCUGCCUCACGCAUCCUGAACUUCAAAAUGAGAUCUGUUGCCAGCUCAUUAAACAGACUAGACGUCGGCAUCCACAAAACCAGACAGGACCAAUACAGGGCUUGCAGCUCUUGGCUCUCUGCGUUGGACUCUUUCUGCCCCAGCACCCAUUCCUUUGGCUUCUUAAACUUCAUUUAAAGAAGAAUGCAGAUUCCAGAACUGAAUUUGGGAAAUACGCAAUAUAUUGUCAGCGAUGUGUAGAGCGUACCCAGCAGAAUGGAGACCGAGAAGCCAGACCUUCCAGAAUGGAAAUUCUUUCAACUCUUCUAAGAAACCCCUACCACCAUUCACUACCCUUUAGUAUUCCAGUUCAUUUCAUGAAUGGCAUAUAUCAGGUUGUUGGGUUUGAUGCUUCUACCACAGUGGAAGAAUUUCUGAACACCCUGAACCAGGAUACAGGAAUGAGGAAACCAGCUCAGUCAGGAUUUGCACUGUUUUCUGAUGAUCCCUCUGGCAAGGAUAUAGAGCACUGUCUUCAAGGGAACAUCAAGAUCUGUGACAUUAUUUCGAAAUGGGAGCAAGCCUCCAAAGAACAACAUCCUGGGAAAUGUGAAGGUACAAGGACUGUCCGCCUUACUUACAAAAACAGGCUUUAUUUUUCAGUUCAAGUCCAUGGGGAGACGGACAGAGAGAAGCUGCUGCUAGUCUAUCAGACGAAUGAUCAAAUAGUCAAUGGACUUUUCCCUGUAAACAAAGAACUAGCAAUGGAACUGACUGCUCUUCUGGCUCAGGUAGAAAUCGGAGAUUUUGAAAGGCCUUUCUCAACGCCAGCAGGGCAAGUCACUUCCCAGUCCAAAUCCAAUCAAACAUUAAAACAAGUUUUGGAGAGAUUCUACCCUAAGAGAUAUAGGCAUGGUUGUUCAGAGGAGCAAUUAAGACAGCUUUGUCAGCGAUUGUCUACAAGAUGGAUGGCUCUCCGGGGGCACAGUGCUGCAGACUGCGUGCGCAUUUAUCUCACUGUAGCCAGAAAAUGGUCUUUCUUUGGUGCUAAAUUGUUCGCAGCAAAACCUCUAGCAACCUCCUCACUUGAGAAAUCCUUCAUAUGGUUUGCUGUACAUGAGGAUGGCAUAAGCAUCCUCGAUUACAGCACUAUGCGAUUGACAGUUACAUAUACAUAUAAGAGUCUGAUGACUUUUGGAGGCUAUCAAGAUGAUUUUAUGUUGGUUGUUAAUGAUGCUCAGAUAAAGGACAAAGCAACUGAAAAACUCCUUUUUGCCAUGACAAAACCCAAGAUUCUUGAGAUCACUCUACUGAUUGCCAGCUAUAUUAACAACUUUCAUCAGCAAAAAGGAGCUGCUCAUCACCUCUCUGCUCCAGCAUUACUGACACCUCAAAGUGGACAGAAACUCAAGGAAAUGGGGAGUCAGACACUGCUCACAAACAACAGACCAACUAAAUGUCCAACUUUGUUAUGAAAGUGUUACCUGUCAUGAUAAUGCAUCUUUGCUACAUGGUUUCUACACUGAUUGAAAACUUUUUGAUGUACAAGACAUACUGCAUAAGCAGGUUUGUAAAUGAAGGAAAGGAGGACGGGUUUAUAUUCAUUUCAGUGGUAUAUAGCAGGAGGAACCCUUUAAUUAAAGCCCUGGCACAAACUGGAAUGAUGAAGAUGAGCCGAUUUAAGAAUUCUGCUUCACGGGGGUGGCUUGUCCCUAUAGCUCAAAAAUAAAUGUGUCUGUUGAUAGUGAUGGGGAGGGGUGGCCUUGGGAACAAUUGUAUACGUUUUAGUCAUUUUCCAGAUAUUUUCUCAGGGACCAAACUGUCUUCACCUCUUCAGUUGCGUUUUAAAAAAAUACAAAUUCUAUGACCUUCAUUUUUUAAAGGAUUAUUUGUUUUAAAAAAUGUCAAAUAGUAUAUUUUCCAUUUCCAUCACCCCACUUUGUUUUGCAAUACAAGCACCACGGGGCUAAAAAGAGCAAAUUGUUUUAGAAUUGUUUCUUCUUAAAAAAAAAAAAAACACACAAACACAUCACGUAACUAUUACAAAUCUAACAAGUAUUCUCCCAAUACCCUUUUAGCCAUUUUUAUACAGCUAUUCUACUUAGCAUAUCUCUAGCCUUGGCCUGACACAUUUCUAAAUAAUCCCUCUCAACCCCAGCCUUUUGGAAAAAUCUAAAUUGAACAGGCACUGUAUUUAGUAUAGUUUUAUUAAACUUCUUUAAUCCAGAAAUAAUAAUAUAAUCCAGAUGCAAGAAUGACUCGAUUCAAAACACAGGAAUAACACAGAAAGCCAUUGCUUGAAUUGUUGAGCUUGGAGACAUAAGUGACAUAUAAAAUGCCAUGUGUAUAAUAUAUACAGUGAUACAGAAUAAUAUUUUGUAAAAGGUGUAUUUGUUGUGUUUUGUUUGUAUCUAUACAUUUCGUAUUAUAAAACUAAUUACAAUGUUCUUGCACACUAAAGGUAAAAUGUUGCAUCUGC